AUGAAGUUAGGCUGCUACUCAGUUUCGGUCCUGGAUUUCGAAACCGAACCGACUCUGCUUAUCUCUCAGGUAAAUUUCUCUGCUCCUUAUCUCUUCAUGGAGGCAGCUGUGGCCACAAUAUCGGUCUAUUGGGAGAUAAAGGGGUGUCCGGUUCCGGAUGGCUAUGAUGCUCUUCGGGUAGGUCCGUCUAUAAAACGUAAUUUGAGGAAGUUUAACUACACUGGCCCUAUCACCAUCACUGCCGUUGGCGUACUAUCAGAGGUCCCUCGAGAUUUCCUUGAAACCACUGGAGAGUGGAGUCAGUCUCUUUCUCAAGUCUUAGUUGUUUCUGAAACAGGUCCCACAUACAUGGUUUCGCUUUUCAUUGACUCCCCUGAUUCUAAGAUUCCACGUCCACAUAAUACCUAUGAAGACGACGAGGCUCCCCCUUGA
Molecule: messenger RNA, 432 nt
Organism: Arabidopsis thaliana (thale cress)
Lineage: Eukaryota; Viridiplantae; Streptophyta; Magnoliopsida; Brassicales; Brassicaceae
Product: endonuclease/glycosyl hydrolase
Exons: 3
Coding region: 1-432 (143 amino acids)
Biological process (GO): regulation of gene expression
Cellular component (GO): peroxisome
Source: RefSeq, marked reviewed